Molecule: messenger RNA, 1773 nt
Organism: Erpetoichthys calabaricus (reedfish)
Lineage: Eukaryota; Metazoa; Chordata; Cladistia; Polypteriformes; Polypteridae
Gene: wdr5
Product: WD repeat domain 5
Exons: 14
Coding region: 431-1435 (334 amino acids)
Cellular component (GO): Set1C/COMPASS complex
Molecular function (GO): histone binding
Source: RefSeq, a predicted model, not a curated record
AACUUGCUGCCACUGUGGUCGUCUUUGGACUGGAGCGCCGGGCCACGGUAGGUUGCCUCCUAAAGUCACCUUGGCGCCUCGCGCGUUCUCGCACGGUUUGUCCCUUCCCUCUUGCUGUCGUUGGAAGUUAACGCAUGCGCAGUAGCUGCACUGUCGCCACAUUCCCCGCCUGAGGAAUAGAGCCAGGGCGAGCUCGGCGUUUUCACUUCAGUUCGCAUAAAGCAGUAAGAACGCUAAACACACCGAGACCGAGACAGCGUGACUUCGCGGAGAUAUCGUUUACGAUUUAUUUUUCCGAGGAGGAGUUGUAAAUAAAACCCGAAGCAAAGAAGAGCGUGGCUGUGUCCAUCCAGGAGGAGCUGCUGUUGUGCAGUCUUUUGAGUGUGCUGGGGCCGUGUGGCAGACUUGACCAUUCUUUUACCCUGUAACCAUGGCAACCGAAGACAAGAAACCUGAGACUGAAGCAACUAAAACACAGUCUACGCCUUCUGCGUCUGCCAGUCAGAGCAAGUCUGCUCCUGUGAAGCCCACCUACACGUUGAAGUUCACACUAGCAGGUCACACUAAGGCUGUCUCGUCUGUCAAAUUCAGUCCGAGUGGAGAGUGGCUGGCUAGUUCAUCGGCCGAUAAAUUAAUCAAAAUUUGGGGAGCUUAUGAUGGCAAGUUCGAGAAAACAAUUUCAGGGCACAAGCUUGGAAUUUCAGAUGUUGCUUGGUCCUCUGAUUCGAAUUUACUUGUGUCUGCCUCUGAUGACAAAACUCUAAAAAUCUGGGAUGUUAGCUCGGGCAAAUGUUUGAAGACACUGAAAGGUCACAGUAACUAUGUAUUCUGUUGCAACUUUAAUCCACAGUCCAAUCUCAUUGUAUCUGGUUCCUUUGAUGAAAGCGUCAGGAUAUGGGAUGUGAAAACAGGAAAAUGCCUUAAGACGCUUCCGGCUCACUCUGACCCCGUCUCUGCCGUACAUUUCAAUAGAGAUGGCUCUCUGAUUGUUUCUAGCAGUUAUGAUGGACUUUGUCGAAUCUGGGACACAGCGUCAGGCCAGUGUUUGAAAACUCUUAUUGAUGAUGACAAUCCACCUGUAUCCUUUGUGAAGUUUUCUCCUAAUGGCAAAUACAUUCUGGCUGCGACUUUAGACAACACCCUGAAGCUCUGGGACUACAGCAAAGGAAAGUGUCUGAAAACAUAUACAGGCCAUACAAAUGAAAAAUAUUGUAUAUUCGCAAAUUUUUCUGUCACCGGAGGCAAGUGGAUUGUGUCCGGCUCUGAGGACAACAUGGUGUAUAUUUGGAAUUUGCAGACAAAGGAGAUUGUACAGAAAUUACAGGGACACACAGAUGUUGUGAUUUCUACAGCCUGCCACCCAACAGAAAACAUCAUUGCAUCUGCGGCCCUCGAAAACGACAAAACUAUCAAACUCUGGAAGAGUGACUGUUAAGCAGAGGAGAUUUUUGGACAAGGACUUUUCUUCCCUUUCAUCCCAAAACCUCCUCCCAAGGUGCAGCGCCAGCAAAUGAAGACACUUGUUCAGGAUGGCAGUGCAUUUGAAGCAGUUAGAAAUCAGGCCCGUCAGUGUAUCUGAUGGAAGUGACACCUAUCCCAAAAACUUUUUUUUUUUGUUUUUCUUUUCUUCCUGUUUGUGACCUGAUUAUAAUUAGUCUCUUUGUAUUUGUUGCUCUUUUUAUUUUAUUUUACACCGCCUUAUUUUCUAGAACAAAUCCCUUUUUGGUCCACAUUAAAAUCAUUACCCUAGAUUUCUAGCUCUAGGACUCGGUC